CUGACGGCGGCGCAACUGUCUGUCCUGUGGAGUUCUGCUCCCACGGAGGAGGAGGUCGUCUCCCUGAACCCGCACGGGGCCGUCCGGCCAGAUGUGGCCAGCUGUAAGGAGGAGUUCUUCGAGCUGGUGGCCACCGCCCAGGCCCGGCGGCUGGACGACCAGCGGGCGCGUUUGGGCCGCUCCCCCCCCCCGAAGCCCCGCGCCCGCAGCCUCCGGGGCAGCCUCAGGCAGCUGUCGCUGGCCCGGAGGACCCCCGCCCCGGUGGCACCCCCCGCCCCCAAAGAGGACCUGCUGACGGGCGGUUGA
Molecule: messenger RNA, 306 nt
Organism: Menidia menidia (Atlantic silverside)
Lineage: Eukaryota; Metazoa; Chordata; Actinopteri; Atheriniformes; Atherinopsidae
Source: the annotation of a GenBank genome assembly